GACAAAGUGGGUAGGGUAGAAAAGCAGAGAAGUCAGAAGAGGGGGAGGACAAAGGAGGGGAAUAGCUAGAUAGACACUUAUUUGUGGACUACCAUACUACUUUACUUUACAUAAUGUAUCUUUAUUUUUCCUGAAUUAGAAAAUAAACUUGACCAAAACGAAACAGGGGUAAAGAAGAGAAGAAGAAGAAAUGAAGGACUUGGUGCAGUCAGUAGAACUAGGGGUCUCUCAGCGGAAAGGAGUUAACGUAACUCGACCAAAAGUUUGGCUAAAGAAUGAAGUGAUUCGUGUGGGACUUGCUGAAUCCCUUUGCACAUAUGUCAUGAUGGUGUUUGGCCUGGGGUCUGUGGCCCAGGUAGUGACAGGACAGGGAGCGUUCGGAGAGUACCUCAGCAUCAACCUGGGUUUUGGACUGGGUGUUGCAAUGGGGGUUCAUGUUGGAGGGAAGGUCUCAGGGGCUCAUAUGAAUGCGGCAGUGUCGCUCACAAUGUGCGCGUUUGGUCGCCUUGCAUGGAAGAUGCUGCCUGUGUAUGUUUUUGCACAGCUAUUGGGGUCAUUUCUGGCAGCGGGGACAAUUUAUGCUGUCUAUUACGGUAAGUGCACGCUAUAUCUUUGCCGGUAUAUCAUUGCACAAAAGUAUCUGUCUUUUCAAUACUGUUUCUAUUAUGCAGAAGCCAUUUAUGACUAUUGUGGAGGAAACCUGACUGUGACUGGUGUAAAGGCCACAGCUGGUAUCUUUGCCACCUAUCCUGCACCGUACCUCUCCUUGCUGGCUGGAUUCAUUGACCAGGUGUUUGGCACAGCUAUGCUGCUGCUGUGCCUGAUGGCUCUGUCCGACCAGAAGAACAAACCGGCCGCAGCGGGCAGUGAGCCUGUUGCAGUGGGUCUCCUAGUGCUGCUCAUUGGCAUUUCCCUGGGCAGCAACAGUGGCUAUGCCAUCAACCCCACCAGAGACAUCGCACCUAGGAUCUUCACUGCUAUAGCAGGCUGGGGGUCCGAUGUGUUCAGGGUUGGAAAUGGGUGGUGGUGGGUGCCUCUGGCUGCACCUCCCAUUGGUGGAGUAUUGGGUGCGGGGCUCUACAAGGCCUUGGUGGAAAUGCACCACCCACCCCUCUCUGAACAGGGUGAGGGGCUGCUGAAGGAGGAGACUGCCCCUUUGAGGAAACAAGAAAACAUCUGUGCUAAUGUAUGUGUUUGAGCCACUCAACUAUAUACAGUGUAUCCCUUGUAAAGCUAUGAGGGUAUCUAUAUGCAGCUAAAGCAUUCCAUGAUGAUGAAGGCUAAAAAGAUAGACCAAAACAAAUUGCUGCGAUGGGGGACAGAAAGAGAGACUUCCUGAAAUAUUACUUUGAAUAUCUCUUAAAAUUUUAAAAUGAGUCUGUUUUAUGUAAUUCAUUUCAUUAUCAACCUUAGUUAUUCAGCUACUGUUUCUGUGCUUGUGAGGGGCUCCAACACAUAAAAUACACAUU
Messenger RNA from Morone saxatilis (striped sea-bass), 1469 nucleotides. RefSeq names its product aquaporin 7 (gene aqp7). Gene Ontology annotation, cellular component: basolateral plasma membrane; plasma membrane. NCBI's taxonomy places the organism in Eukaryota, Metazoa, Chordata, Actinopteri, Moronidae. Gene Ontology annotation, biological process: water transport; glycerol transmembrane transport. Bases 191 to 1198 code for a protein of 335 amino acids. The transcript has 5 exons. The record is from RefSeq and is a predicted model, not a curated record. Gene Ontology annotation, molecular function: urea transmembrane transporter activity; water channel activity; glycerol channel activity.